Molecule: messenger RNA, 495 nt
Organism: Morus notabilis
Lineage: Eukaryota; Viridiplantae; Streptophyta; Magnoliopsida; Rosales; Moraceae
Product: stress-associated endoplasmic reticulum protein 2
Exons: 3
Coding region: 76-282 (68 amino acids)
Biological process (GO): endoplasmic reticulum unfolded protein response
Cellular component (GO): endoplasmic reticulum
Source: RefSeq, a predicted model, not a curated record
UCGUAGGUUUUCUCUUCAGAACCAAUUCAAAGACGUAUAUCUGUUUUUCUUCUUUCGCCAAAAAAGACGCUAAAAAUGACAACCUCAAAGCGCGUUGCUGAGAAGAAAGUUGCAAAGUUUCAGAGGAACAUCACAAAGAGGGGAUCAGUUCCGGAAACCUCAUCAAAGAAAGGAUAUGACUUCCCAGUUGGCCCAAUUCUCCUCGGCUUUUUCAUCUUUGUGGUCAUCGGGUCAUCCUUGUUUCAGAUAAUUAGAACAGCGACAAGCGGUGGAAUGGCUUGAGGAAAUAGCUUUGCGUGUAAAAAGGGGAUGUUGUAAUGGGUAUUGCGGGUUGAACAUAGUAAAUUAUGAUGUUGAAAGUGAAGUCAAACGUUGUUGCUUUUCUGUUUAAUAAAUAAUAGCAUCUCCGCUGAGUUUAUGUUGAGUUGUAUCUUUUCAUCCCAGUUUUGGUGUUAAGGGUAUUGGUUCUUCAUAAUAGUAGUUCCAACUUUAUCA